Messenger RNA from Culex quinquefasciatus (southern house mosquito), 1389 nucleotides. It is a transcript of the gene vih, whose product is annotated as ubiquitin-conjugating enzyme E2 C. Bases 399 to 929 code for a protein of 176 amino acids. The record is from RefSeq and is a predicted model, not a curated record. The transcript has 2 exons. NCBI's taxonomy places the organism in Eukaryota, Metazoa, Arthropoda, Insecta, Diptera, Culicidae.
AUCAAGAUACCUUGGCAGAACGUCAGUUGAAAAGGGAAGCUACCAGCAAAAAGUGAAAUUCGUCAUCUUGGAACGAAAAAGAACCGUUCUAAAACGCCAUCAAAAGUUCCCGCAAGUGACAUCAGCUCAGCGCAAUCUGCAACCGUCGUCGUUGUCGCAGCCGAUUCAAGUUCCGGAACCCGGAGGAAGUGCCGUGCCGUAGGAGGGAGUGCCAUCUUCUGCUGCUACUGGAGCUUCUUCCUGCAAGUGGUGGACAAAGAAGAAGACGUGUGGGAAGAGUGAAGAGAGGAGACGCGGGACGAAACUGCUAGCAAAAGAAGAGGAGGGAAGCCAUCGCCGUUUUUCGUGAGGCCAUCGGAUAAUCGUUUUCCAGCUCGGUUUUUAUUUUUUCUGUGGGAAUGGCCCAGAACAUCAAUCCGGAACGGGCGGCCUCGUCGAACCCGUCCAAGCAGAAUGACGAAACGCUGAUAAACAACAACAACCACGCCGUUAGUAAAAGACUCCAGAAGGAGCUGAUGGCGCUGAUGAUGUCGUCGGAAAAGUCCAUUUCGGCCUUCCCGGAGGGCGAGAACUUCUUCAAGUGGAUCGGCACCAUCUGCGGCCCCGAGGACACCGUGUACAAGGGCCAAAAGUACAAACUGCUGCUCGAGUUUCCCAACUCGUACCCGUACUCGGCGCCGAACGUCAAGUUCCUGACGCCGUGCUUCCACCCGAACGUGGACCUCAGCGGUUCCAUCUGCCUGGACAUCCUGAAGGACAAGUGGUCGGCGCUGUACGACGUGCGGACGAUCCUGCUCUCGAUCCAGUCGCUGCUCGGCGAACCGAACAAUGACAGUCCGCUCAACUCGCAGGCGUCCCAGAUGUGGCCCAACCAGGUCGAGUACAAAAAGUACCUGGACGACUUUUACGAGAAGCAUAAAGAGGCCUAAAAGUGGGCGGAGUCUCGCGUAAGCAAGCAAACAAACAAUAGCAAACCAAUAAGGGAGGGAGGGAGGGGAAAAAAAAGGGGUUGAAUGCGAUGCAAUGAUGAUGAUGAACGAGAGCGCGAAAGAGCGAACAAUUUAGUAGGAGGAAAUUUAACCACGGGGACGAAACGACGACGACGCGCAACGUAGAUUCCCUUGGCUCGACGAUGUUCGCAGGUAAUUUUUAGUUUUCAUUUGAACAAGAAGCGUGAGACGGAUUGAGGGGAAAGAUUGGAUCAACACCGUUCGAUGGCUGGCGCGAAUUCGUAAUUCCGACAACUUUAUAUAUUUAUAGAAAAGCAAGUGACUAACCUUUUAUUGUAUGAUUGACUCAUGUACCACAGAUCUGUUUUGAUAUAAUUUAUUCCAUAUAAUUUAAACACAAACGCAGCGUGUUCUUCGUUUUUUGAGGCGUUUACGCACA